Staurois parvus is the source of this 861-nucleotide messenger RNA. The record is from the annotation of a GenBank genome assembly. Lineage: Eukaryota; Metazoa; Chordata; Amphibia; Anura; Ranidae.
AUGACCGGAGUGUUUGACAGCCUGGUGUCAGACAUGCACAGCACCCAGAUGACCUCCAACAGUUAUCACAGUCUGCACAAGUCCCAGGAGUCCCCGACCCUGCCCGUCUCCACCGCCACCGACAGCAGCUACUACACCAACCAGCAGCAGCAGCACUGCGGAGGGGGCUCCCCCUAUGGACAGCUCGGAUCCUACCCCUUCCACACUACCGCCAUCAACGGGAUCUCCUACUCCGCCAAAUCCUACGACCUGGCCUACAACGGCUCCUACAGCUCCUAUGGACCCUACGGAGCAAGCCCUUCCCCUACACACAACGAACAAGAGAAGGAGGAGUGCGAACCCGAGGUCAGGAUAGUCAACGGGAAGCCCAAGAAAGUCCGCAAACCCAGAACCAUCUACUCCAGCUUCCAGCUGGCCGCCCUGCAGAGGAGGUUCCAGAAAACCCAGUACCUGGCCCUGCCCGAGAGAGCUGAGCUGGCAGCAUCGCUGGGCCUGACCCAAACACAGGUGAAGAUCUGGUUCCAGAACCGGCGCUCCAAGUUUAAGAAGAUGUGGAAGAGCGGAGAGUUGCCCAGCGAUCAGCUCCCGACUGGCAGCGAAUCUCCCGGUUGUCACUCCCCGCCCUCCUCUGCAGUGACAUGGGACUUCGGAACUCAUCAGAGGUUACAGGGGCCCAGCGGUGGCCCGACCAUCCAGCCCCCCAGCUCCGGCUCCAGCCCCAGUGCCUUUCUAGGCAACUACACCUGGUACCAAUCGUCCAACCCCGUCACACACCUCCAGUCCAGCCCGAUCCUUCAGCAGCCUCAGCAUCACCUCCAUCACCACAGCAGUCCGGCGGUGACAGCAGGGACUAUCUUCUAG